Molecule: messenger RNA, 2365 nt
Organism: Chroicocephalus ridibundus (black-headed gull)
Lineage: Eukaryota; Metazoa; Chordata; Aves; Charadriiformes; Laridae
Gene: TMEM170B
Product: transmembrane protein 170B
Exons: 3
Coding region: 475-873 (132 amino acids)
Biological process (GO): negative regulation of canonical Wnt signaling pathway
Cellular component (GO): plasma membrane
Source: RefSeq, a predicted model, not a curated record
CAGCUGGCGCCUCGCGGCGGCCCCGCCCCUCCCCGCCGCGCGCCAGGUGAUGCCGGUGACCGGGGCGACGGUGCCGCCGGUGAGGCAGUGGCGGCCGUUACUGAUGGGGAAGACGAAGAAGAAGGAGGAGGCGGUGGCGAUAACGAUGAAUCUCGCGCCGGCCCCAUCGCCCGUCCCCGCCAGCUCGCACCUCGGGGCCGCCCCGCCCUGUCCCUGAGGCGCGGGGAAGCGCCGGUGGCCGGCACGAUAGCCCGGCUCCCCCACGGCCCCGGCCGCCAUCUCCCCCGCCGUCCUCGAUGUCUCCCCCGCGGCGCCGAGGCCCCGCCGCCGCCUCCCCGCCCUCUUGCUUCUCGCCGCCGCAGCCCUCCCGCCCCGCCGUCCGGCGGCGAGAGGCGUCCGGCCUGCCGGUUGUCAGGCCGUCGCUGCCGCCCGUCUCCCCCGGCUGAGGCGAGGCCCGCUGAGCCACCCGCCACGAUGAAGGUGGAAGCGGGCGACAACUCCAUGAUCAACCUGUCGGUGCAGCAAGUGCUGAGCCUGUGGGCUCACGGCACCGUCCUCCGCAACCUCACCGAGAUGUGGUACUGGGUUUUCCUCUGGGCUCUCUUCUCCUCUCUCUUUGUCCAUGGUGCUGUGGGAGUAUUAAUGUUUGUGAUGCUGCAGAGGCAUAGGCAGGGGAGGCUGAUCUCUGUCAUUGUGGUCAGCAUUGGAUUUCUGGGUUCUAUAACUGGAGCAAUGAUAACCAGUGCUGCAGUAGCUGGAAUUUACAGAGUAGCAGGAAAGAAUAUGGCUCCCUUAGAAGCUCUUGUCUUUGGUGUUGGACAGACAGUACUGACAUUAAUUAUCUCAUUUUCAAGAAUUCUUGCAACGCUUUGAGAUUUAUGUAGAAGGGGAAAAAAAAAUCCACUAGUUUAAAGAAAUCUUUAAUCUGAGAAGAAGCUUCCUGAAAGUGGAUUCAUCAGUUUACGAACUUGAAUUCUAGUGCAAGAAGAAGGAAGCUAUGUGGAACCUGCACUCCAAAUCUAGAGGUUCAGUCAAAUGAACAGACUGUCCUCUAGUGUCUGAACUGUUGUACUUCUGCACUGCGCCUUAUGUGCCUCAAUCGCAGGCAAGGUGCAAUCCAUGUGUGAGAAGUUGAGAUAAAGCACCUUGAAUUAGCUGCCAGUCAGGGUAAUGCUUGGUGAUGGGAUUAUUGUUCUUAACAGUGUUGUAAUAAAAUGAAGGGACACUCAUGAAAAUCGCUGCAUGUGCCAAACUUGGAGUUUAAUUCUUAACGGUUGGUUGGGUAAGCUUUGAAAUUGUAAUUAUAGAAGAAUGCUGUGAACAUACAGUCUACUUGAAUUCAGGAAAAAUAGCAAGAUAACUGACUUCUGUAUUAGCAGAAUAUCUUUGAAUACUGAAUGUUCUUAUUCAGCAUCCAAACUAACUGUUAGGUCUGUUUUGAAGUAUAGAUGAACAUUGAUGGGGUUUAAGAACCACAACUUUAGCAACCCUGAUGUAAUUAGCAUUAUGUGUAGGACUGCUCAUGGCAGUUUUCUGAAGCUCAGCACAUCAUUUCUUCAUGGGUUUAGCUUGUCGGAAAGCAGUAGUUUAAGGAGACUGUAUGGGGGUUACUAAGUAUAAUGUGUUGCGUAUGCACAAAGAAAUCUUAAAUUGUUGCUUUCCUUGAAAUUAUUUUGUCUUAAGCAGAGGUGGUUACCAGUCCUUCUGAAAAGCUCAGAAAGGCCACUUGUUGCACAUAAGCUCACUAUAUUUAUUUAAGCACUGGUAGGACUCAUAACCCUACAUGUAUUCUUUAAAGAACACAGAAAUAUAACAGACUUUAAAAGGGUACACCUACGAGGAAAAUAGAAAGGGGUAAAAAAAAUAUGUUCUGAUUUUCUACCAAACAAAAAUGUUGUGUUUAAUAAAUAGUUACUAUACUACAAAAGUUUGGAAGUGGGGCAGCGUUAAUGUAUUUACUACCUUGUUUCUGAACACUUUGUGUCUCUGGAAAGAUUAAGAUACCUGGAACUUUCAAGUACUUCAAAAGACUUCAGUAGUUUGUGCUUUUCUAGUUUAAAAGGGACAGUAGUGUUGUGCAUGUGAAAUGUCUUAAAUGUGAAUGUUUUGGAGUGAAUAGACAUUUUAAGUUUAAUUACUAAUUAUUUAUGAAAUGCAAAAUUUAAAGGGCACAAAAUUCAGUGUGAGGAAUAAGGGAUCUUUUACAUCUUUCCUCUAACUGAAUGCUUUCAGGAGUCAGCUUUUAAUGCUGACGGGAAGAGUAAAUUACUCAAAGGUUUUGCUAUUAAGAUGUCAGAAAGACUUUCAGAACUGCUGAAACCACUGGCACCUACCGUGCAAAUAAAAGAAUAUGGUUAAAAUACAA